Messenger RNA from Aphis gossypii (cotton aphid), 1039 nucleotides. RefSeq lists its product as uncharacterized. The transcript is spliced from 5 exons. Lineage: Eukaryota; Metazoa; Arthropoda; Insecta; Hemiptera; Aphididae. The coding region runs from base 225 to 953 and encodes 242 amino acids. The record is from RefSeq and is a predicted model, not a curated record.
UAGUAGUCAGUUGAUAGAUAUAGCUUGUUGAAUAAUCAUCAUAGGUAGAAAAUAAAAAUAAAACGAAAAAAAGUUUCUUCUAUUUUUAUAACUAUUGUUAGUUUGUAAUAAACGAUUAUAUUAUUUAAAAUUAUAAUUAAUCCAUACUAUAAUAUGGUUUAAGCUAUGUAUUAAUACGUUCAUUUCAUUUUCAAACUUUUAAUAAUAUACACACCGUGAUAAUCAUGGCAAAAUCGUGUUUUGGGUGUUGUUCUAUUCGUCAUGGCGUUAGUUGUAUUUACAUGUUCAACAUAUUUUUAAUCACAUUAAUAAUAAUGGCCGAUUUCAUACACCGUUUAUCAAAUUAUUAUCAAUAUUAUGAGCAUACCAGUCUUGAAAAUACUACAUCACAAACAUUAAGUCCUGAUCUUUAUCCCGAUGAAGAUAUAUUAUUGAACUUCAAUUCUACGUCUAAAGACUUAUAUCAGCCAAAUAUAAUCGCACCGCUCCUGAGUGAAAUUUUCAUGGAUUAUAUAUUUAUAGUAAAAUUGGGAUGGAGUGUGAUGGAAUUCUAUUUAAAUAUUAGUCUGAAAGAAUCAACGUAUUCAGUGUCACCAGAAAAGAUUUAUGCUUGGUUAGUGAUUUAUUAUUUCAACUUGGGCUCAUCAAUAAUUUAUCAAAUCAGCAUCAUCUUCCCUCAUUACUUAGAUCAAGAUCUACAAUAUUUUAUAGGUUUCACCGAAAUAAUAAUUCUUGUGGUCGAAAUCUACAUAGUGCAGUCAUAUUACAAACAACAGAAGUUAGCUGCGGUAAGCGAUUUUGUCCAAUUAAAAUGGAAGUAUUUACCAAACAAUAAGACGCAAUCCGGUCAAAAUAAAUCUACAGUGAUAAUAAUAGCAGAGAAUCAAGAAUCACAAGACGAAUCCAGUUACAUCCCAAUAUUUGUAAAAGAAUUGCGCCACGUAAAUUCUUAAAAUUGUUUAACGAAAUUGGACGGUAUUUCGUCACAGACUACAAUAACAGUUUGCUGUGUAGAACAUAAUAAAGCGUGUCUUCCAUA